Molecule: messenger RNA, 2938 nt
Organism: Tripterygium wilfordii
Lineage: Eukaryota; Viridiplantae; Streptophyta; Magnoliopsida; Celastrales; Celastraceae
Exons: 4
Coding region: 242-2557 (771 amino acids)
Molecular function (GO): protein binding; zinc ion binding
Source: RefSeq, a predicted model, not a curated record
GCAUAGAAUUCUACUGGGUCUGGGUCCAAAGAAACUCGCUACGUCCCCGGCCUGAAAUGAAACGCGGUCUGAUUUCCAUUGGCUGUAGUAUUCACGGAUUCACCAACCUCCUCCUCUCUCUCAUGAUUUGAUUUGUUAGGGCUAUUCAGUCGCAGCAAUUCCUUAGCGACAUUGGGGUUUGGAGGACUCUUAGUUCGAAUUAGCGCCACAAGCUUCUGAUCUCAAAUUUUAAAGGGAGGUUAUGGCGGGGAAAAAGGUUAUAGCAAUUUGUCAGUCUGGCGGUGAAUUCGAGACAGAUAUGGAUGGUACAAUGUCAUAUAUUGGUGGCGAAGCUCAUGCCAUAGACCUUGAUGAACUGUCGAAGUUUAAUGACUUCAAAAUGGAAGUGGCUGAAAUGUUCAACUGUAGUGUCAACAUAAUUUCAAUCAAGUACUUCCUCCCCGGCAACAAGAAGACUCUCAUUACCAUCUCCAGUGACAAAGACCUUAAGCGAAUGAUAAAAUUUCAUGGGGAUUCUGUCACAGCAGAUAUAUAUGUCAUGAUGGAAGAACUUGUUCUGCCCGAUGUUUCAAACAUGCCUGCCAGUAGGUCAAGCAGAACAACUUUGUCAGAAGCAGUUCCUCCAGUUGAUGUUCUGCUUGCUGUUGUGGAUGAUGUUGUGGAGGGCACCGCUCAUCCAGAUAUCUCUGUUAGUGCACCUUUUGAUGUUGUGGAUGAUACUAACCACGGGGUUGUUCAUAUUGACGAUGUGCAUAUUGAAAUACCAGCUGAACUUUCUCCCAUUCUUCCUCCUGUGGCAUCCAAUGAUGAUUAUAAGCAUGCUAAGGGUGCUCAGCAGUGGCAGAAUACUAUUACUGGUGUGGGCCAAAGAUUCAACAGUGUUCAUGAAUUUCGUGAAUCGUUGCGUAAAUAUGCUAUUGCCCAUCAGUUUGCCUUUAGGUAUAAGAAGAAUGAUAGUCACCGAGUAACUGUGAAGUGCAAAGCAGAAGGUUGUCCUUGGAGAAUCCAUGCAUCGAGGUUGUCAACUACUCAACUGAUUUGUAUCAAGAAGAUGAACGCAACUCAUACAUGUGAAGGGGCGAUUGUGACUACAGGGCAUCAGGCAACUAGGAGUUGGGUGGCCAGUAUAAUUAAGGAGAAGUUGAAAGUUUCCCCUAAUUACAAACCCAAGGACAUUGUCAAUGACAUCAAACAGGAAUAUGGAAUCCAACUCAACUACUUUCAGGCCUGGCGUGGGAAAGAAAUCGCGAAGGAGCAGCUUCAGGGUUCGUACACUGAAGCAUAUAAUCAGUUACCAUUUUUCUGUGAAAAGAUAAUGGAAACUAAUCCAGGUAGUCUGGCUACUUUCACUACCAAGGAAGACUCAAGUUUCCACCGAUUGUUUGUCUCAUUCCAUGCCUCUUUGUAUGGCUUCCUACAAGGCUGCCGACCUCUUCUUUUCCUUGACGGCAUUCCCUUAAAGUCAAAAUAUCAAGGCACGUUGUUAGCUGCAACAGCUGUAGAUGGUAAUGAUGGUGUAUUUCCUGUUGCUUUUGCUGUUGUUGAUGAAGAGACCGACAACAAUUGGAAUUGGUUCUUGCUGCAACUGAAAUCUGCUCUGCCCACGUCUUGUCCACUAACAUUUGUGGCUGACAGACAGAAGGGUUUAAGGGAAUCGAUUUCUCAGAUCUUCAAGGGUUCAUACCAUGCUUAUUGCCUACGGUACCUGACAGAACAACUUAUUGGAGACUUGAAGGGGCAAUUUUCUCAUGAGGUGAAGCGACUAAUGAUUGAGGAUUUUUAUGCUGCUGCUUAUGCCCCUAGACCUGAAAGCUUCCAGAGGAGCAUCGAGAACAUAAAAAAUAUUUCUCAUGAGGCCUACGAUUGGAUCUUACAAAGUGAGCCCCAGAAUUGGGCAAAUGCCUUUUUUGAAGGUGCGAGAUACAACCAUAUGACAUCAAACUUCGGGGAGCUGUUCUACAGCUGGGCAUCUGAUGCACAUGAAUUACCAAUAACACAGAUGGUUGAUUUGAUACGAGUUAAGAUCAUGGAGUUAAUUUAUACGAGGCGAGCAGAUUCUGACCAAUGGCUGACAAGACUAACUUCAUCUAUGGAAGAGAAGCUUGACAAGGAGACAUUGAAAGUUCGUUCUCUUCAGGUUCUGCUGUCCGCUGAUAGCACAUUUGAGGUUCGUGGUGACAACAUGGAUGUGGUUAAUAUUGAUCACUGGGAUUGUAGUUGCAAAGGGUGGCAACUUACUGGAUUACCAUGCUGUCAUGCUAUUGCCGUUUUCUAUUGUAUUGGCCGGUGCCCGUAUGAUUAUUGUUCUAGGUACUUUACCACUGAAAGCUAUAGAGAAACAUAUUCACAGUCGGUUCAUCCAAUUCCUAGUGUUGACAGGCCUGUGUGGAAAGAUUUAUCUCAGGCUACAGUAAUUGUAACACCUCCUCUUCGUCGUCCACCUGGAAGACCUACGACAAAGAGAUUUGGAGCACAAGAGAUAGUUAAACGCCAGCUCCAUUGCGGUAGAUGCAAGGGUAUUGGGCACAACAAGUCCACUUGUAAAGAGAUUUUGUAGCGUUAGAUGCUGGAGGACAUCAGAAAGGACAAGGGAGUAUCAGAAUCUGUUUGACAAACUGCUGCUGCUGCUGCUUUGAUGAAGGGCAUGCCUUGGGGGGGAGAGACGCCAACUCCUUUGUGCUAUUAUGAAGUAACACCUAUGAUUUAGGAUUUUACGGUAGAUUGUGUAGUUUAACACUGUAUGCGCCUAUAUUUUGUUUAGCGGUAUAUCUGAGUUCAGAAUCGGUUGGCUUGUUGCUAGUUUGAGUGAAGAAUAAUACAGUAUUUAGAAAGAACCUCCUUUUGGCUGAUGCUCAAGGUCAAGGCUCCCUACUCUCUGGCCCUGGGGAUGUUGCUUGAAAGUUAAUUGCUUCACCUAUUGAAAGAUUACCUCAAAAAA